AUGUUUUUGUGUGUACGCGGUUCAUCGUUAAGUGUUGUUGUACCGGCCGACCGUCAACGGUUUGUGUCAACGCUAGCUUCGGAGUUGGUGCCUCAGCCUUUGAUGAAUUGCGGCAAGAUGAACUUUAGUUUUGUUUUAGUAGCGCUGUCAGUUUCGGAUCCAGAACUGGAAGCAGAAUCUUUUGAGUCGAGUCGAGUCGAAUCGAAUCGAGUCAUGCUUUCGAUGGUGGACGAAUCGUCGUUCGAGGCGGACCGGCAUUGCAAAAGCGGCUCCUCCGGCAGCGGCGGUGAUGGCGACUCGUCAAGCGCCAAUGGCUACUGCGAUGUUAGCGAUCAGUAUGAUGAAGACCGCAUGAUCGAGUCGAAGGACAGCUCGACAUCGUUGCACUUCGUCGAUCCCGACUACAAAGACACGCUGCUCACGCGUCUGAGCACCCUCCGUAGAAAUCGGGAACUCUGUGACGUCAUUCUUUUCGUUGGUGGUCGAGAGUUGUACGCGCAUCGAGUAGUGCUUGCAGCUGUCAGUUCGACACUGUACGAGUUGCUCACCUCAUCAACUGUCAGCUCGGGCUCGAGCACGUCGGUAAACGCGUUCGACGUAGCCAAUCGAUGUUCGUUCCCUGACUUUUUCCGAAAGAUCAAGGUCGGAAGCUUCAGCGCCAACACGUACAACAAGGAACGGCAAUACUACCUUGAGUUUCCGGACGUCGACACGGAGAGCUUCGAAGCGCUGAUUCACUUCGCUUACGGUGGUCGCGUUGAAGCGUUGAUACCCUUGAACGUGCUCAUGGUACAGGUCAUGGCCCAUUACAAGGCAAAGUUCGUCAACCAAAAGGAGAGACAGCUAUACACAGGUACUCGUGUGUACUUUCUUGAGCGCAAACUGAAUUUUUAUCUGGACUCGCUGAACGAUGAAAAUUCUAGAUUACGUGUUCCCAGAAAGAAAGUCGCCGACGUAUUUAAACUGUCAUCCUUGCUUCGAAUGGAUUCUUGUGCCAAAGCGAGUGCCGACUUUUUGGUACAGGACCUCAACGUCAGCAACUGUAUCGGUAAGUUUUGUUUGCUGUAUGUAAACAGAUCAUUAGUCGCCCAUUAUCUGCACUUGAAUUGUUGCGCUAACCUGCUGUGACC
Soboliphyme baturini is the source of this 1130-nucleotide messenger RNA. The record is from the annotation of a GenBank genome assembly. NCBI's taxonomy places the organism in Eukaryota, Metazoa, Nematoda, Enoplea, Dioctophymatida, Soboliphymatidae.